CAAUUGUACAGCUGAAUAAAAUCUCUGACAAUCAGCAACUACGAAAUUUUACUGCAACUGCUAACUCAAUAAUCAAGACAUGUCACCUGAGGAACUACGUCUUCCAAUGCCCUGGGGUCACAUAGCAGCCAAGGCAUGGGGUUCACCUAAUGGCAAGCCUGUUUUGAUGGUUCAUGGUCUUCUGGACAAUGCAGGAUCAUUUGAUCGGCUGAUUCCAUUUCUACCAUUCGAUCAUUACUUUGUCUGCAUUGAUUUACCGGGCCAUGGAUUUUCCUCACACUUUCCUGCAGGGUUACCCCUCGAUUAUUUAAAUCACGUCUUAGCUCUUCGCAGAGUCUUAGAUAGUCUUAAAUGGAGCAAUUGUAUCUAUAUAGGUCAUAGUUUAGGAGCAACUGUGGGUAUGAUGUUCACCUCAAUUUAUCCUGAGAGAGUAAAGAAAAUUUUAUGUUUGGACGCAGCUAUUGCCAAGCCAAUUACAAACAAUGGACUAAUUCCCCACAUUCGAAAAGUACAUGAUAAUAUUUUGAGCAUUGAGAGUAAGGAAAAGACUAUGACAGUAUAUACCGAGGACGAAGUGAUGCAUAGGCUCAUGUAUAUGAGAUUUUUUGCUCUAAAUUUUGCUGCUGCUAAAGCUUUGAUGAAGCGAUCUGUCACCAAAAUCGGCGAUAAGUAUAAGCUGAAUCGCGACGUACGACUCAACGCCGGCUUGUUCCCGAUAUUUAAUUACAAUCAACACUUGAGCUUACUUAAGAAACUCAAAUCCCCUGCGACAGUCAUCGCUGCAACAGCAACAAUGACUACAGUUUAUUAUGAACAAAUGGCAAGGCUUAGUUUCGACACAUCGUCGAUGAAACAACACAGGCUUCUAAUAGUUGAAGGUAAUCAUGACGUUCACAAUAACCACCCCGAGAGAGUUGCUGUUCAUGUAUGCCAAUUUUUGAGUGAUCUUAAGAGCAAUUUGUGAUCUUAUUUAAUAUCAAUUUAGAGGGAAAAUGUGUUCGGUUUGAUGAAUAAUGAA
Diprion similis is the source of this 1018-nucleotide messenger RNA. Its product is annotated as serine hydrolase-like protein. The coding region runs from base 80 to 964 and encodes 294 amino acids. The record is from RefSeq and is a predicted model, not a curated record. Lineage: Eukaryota; Metazoa; Arthropoda; Insecta; Hymenoptera; Diprionidae. The transcript is spliced from 2 exons.